AUGACAAAGUAUGAUGUCACCCUUGAAUAUCUUCCUGGCAAGCUGAACGUGAUAGCUGAUGCCUUAUCGCGCGUAGACCCCAACCAGUCAAAAAUCCAUAGUAGUGAAAACUAUACUGACAUUCCGGAAAUUCGUGUCGCGUAUAUCACAAACACACUGAACUCAACCGCUACAGAAAUUGAUGACAUUCGAAAAGAAACUGACAAUGACACUACUCUCCACGUAGUCAAAGCUUUGGUAAUCCAAGGAUGGCCUGAAAAGAGGGAAGAUUGUCCGCCUGAAGCCCUUGACUACUGGAAUUUCAGAGAGGACCUUAGCGUUGAGAACGGUAUUGUGUUCAAACUAAACAGAAUUGUGGUUCCAAAAUCACUCUGGAGCACGAUGCUUAACACAAUCCACCAAGGGCACCAGGGCAUGGACAAGUGUCACCUCCGCGGGCGACACUCCGUGUACUGGCCUGGUAUGUCCAAUGCUGUCACACAGAUGGUCUCUCAGUGUGGUAGAUUUCAAGACCACCAGAAUAGACAGCAGAAAGAAACACUCCAACCGUACGAAGUCGCCAAGUAUCCGUGGCAGAGACUGGGUUCUGAUUUCUUUGUGUUUAACCAGUACACCUAUCUCAUUGUCGCUGACUACUAUUCAAAGUUCCCAGUAGUCAGAAGAGUUGGCAAAAGUGCCACAUCAGGACAGUGUAUUGCAUACUUCAAGACGAUAAUCAGCGAGUAUGGUAUCCCCGAGGAAAUUGUAUCAGACAAUGGACCCCAGUACGACUCCCAGGAAUUCCGCAAAUUAUGCGCCGCAUACAAUAUCAAAUGGACUCCCAGUAGCCCAACCUACCCUAAAAGCAAUGGGUAUGCUGAACAAACAGUACAAACAGUAAAAAACUUGUUGAAAAAAACUCUGGAGAGCGGUGAAGAUGCUAAUCUCGCACUACUCAACUACCGCUCCACUCCGAUCUCUAGUAACUUACCAUCACCCGCUAGACUUCUAAUGAACAGAGAUUUGCGCACUCUACUUCCCACAACUCCGAGACUUCUCAAAAGUCAAGCUAUAGACAAUGACUUGAUCAAGGACAAUCUCCAGGACAGGCAAAACAAACAAAAAUUCUACUAUGAUCGCAAGGCACAAACUGAGUUGCCACCACUUGAGAAAGGACAAAAUGUUCGCCUGUUCAAUCAGAAGUCCAAACAAUGGGACCCCGCAACUGUCAUAGAUAAUACUCCAUUUCCUAGAUCUUACAUUGUGAAAACUGAGAAGGGCAGUUACCGCAGAAAUCGCCGAGAUAUUCGUACCACUGCAUGUACCAGCGAUAAUCGUAGGCCUAGUGAUGACGACCUUGACCUUGAAACCAGUUGUGAAAACACUAGCAGUGUUAUCGUGCCUGAAGUACCAGUUGUACCCAAUGUCAGAAGAUCAUGA
Molecule: messenger RNA, 1419 nt
Organism: Lineus longissimus
Lineage: Eukaryota; Metazoa; Nemertea; Pilidiophora; Heteronemertea; Lineidae
Exons: 1
Coding region: 1-1419 (472 amino acids)
Biological process (GO): DNA integration
Molecular function (GO): nucleic acid binding
Source: RefSeq, a predicted model, not a curated record